Aethalodelphis obliquidens (Pacific white-sided dolphin) is the source of this 611-nucleotide messenger RNA. It is a transcript of the gene TFF2, whose product is annotated as trefoil factor 2. Gene Ontology annotation, molecular function: CXCR4 chemokine receptor binding. Gene Ontology annotation, biological process: negative regulation of gastric acid secretion; maintenance of gastrointestinal epithelium; chemokine-mediated signaling pathway. NCBI's taxonomy places the organism in Eukaryota, Metazoa, Chordata, Mammalia, Artiodactyla, Delphinidae. The record is from RefSeq and is a predicted model, not a curated record.
AUGGGUCUGAGACUGGGCGCUCCUGUGGCAGCACCAGCUAGCACAGCAGGCGAGCGUGGGCAUGGGGGUCCGCUGCACCCGGCUCCUGGCUGCGCUCCUUCUGCUAGGGCUGUGUGCCUGGGGGGGGCCCAGAAACCUGAUCCCUGCCAAUGCUCACGUGUGAGCACCAAGAACAGGUUGAACUGCGGCUUCCCGGGCAUCUCCAGCGACCAGUGCUUCUCCGCCAGCUGCUGCUUCGACUCCAGCAUCCCCGGGGUCCCCUGGUGUUUCAAGCCCCUCCCCAAGCAAGAGUCGGAGGAGUGUGUCAUGGAGGUCUCAGCGCGCGAGAACUGCGGCUACCCAGGCAUCAGCCCCGAGGAGUGCGCCUCUAGGAAGUGCUGCUUCUCCGACACCAUCCCCCAAGUGCCCUGGUGCUUCUUCCCGCUCUCCGUGCAAGACUGUCAUUAUUAAGAGGCAGUGGCUUCAGAGAACCCCUCAGGCUCCUUGGAUGUCCUGAAACUAAAGAAGAACAUGCACCGUCUUAUGGGUUCAGAUUUCAUGUUUCCCGAAUUCCUGGGUUUUCUUAAUCUGCUUUUUAUCCUUUUCAAUGGCUUCACAUGCAAUUUCUUCAA